AUGCCGUGCCUUGGCGCCGCCGCACUCGCCUCAGUGCAGCUACCACGCCCCCACCCCGUCUCCCGCCUCUCACGCCGCUCGUCGCCGUCGCCGUUCUCCUUCUUCCACCUUGCUCCCCGGGACACCGCGCGCGUUCCUGCUGCUGCUGCUGUCUGCAGCCCGUCCCAGUCUUCUGCCAUUGGGGUCUCCUCUGAGGUUUUGAGGAGGAAUGUACUAUCCACACUACUAUCCACUUCAGCAGUCCUGCUCUUCGGGCCAAAGCGGAUCGCCUUAGCUGAGACCACCGGCGGUGCAUUCAGGGAGUACAUCGACACCUUUGACGGCUAUUCCUUCCUGUACCCCAAAGGAUGGAUCCAGGUCCGAGGAGCUGGUGCGGACAUAUUCUUCAGAGACCCGGUCCUCCUCGAUGUGAACAUGUCUGUCGAUAUAUCGUCCCCUUCGUCAUCAAAUUAUAAAACUGUCGAGGAUCUAGGCCCUCCGGAGAAGGCCGCAAAGGGAGUUCUGAAGCAGUACUUGACGGAGUUCAUGUCCACCAGGCUAGGAGUUCGACGCGAGUCAAACGUGUUGUCAGCCUCGUCUAAGGUUGCUGAUGAUGGCAAGCUCUACUACGAAGUUGAGGUGAACAUAAAGUCCUACGCAAGCAACAAUGAGCUAGCAGUGAUGCCGGCAGACAGGGUGCAAAGGCUGGAGUGGGACCGGCGUUACCUGACGGUCCUUGGCGUCGAGAACAAUCGGUUGUACGCCCUCCGGCUGCAGUCACCAGAGCGGCUUCUCUUGGAAGAAGAGGGGGACCUGAGGAGAGUCAUGGACUCCUUCAGAGUCAACAAGAUCGAAGCGUAAUGAAGAUUGUAGAGAAAACAGAAGUAGCAAUCAUUGCUUAACUUUGGAUGCCACCGUCGGGUGAACGUUAGUAAUUCGGUGCGGGGCACGACAUGAUCUUGUUGGUCCAUUCAAAAUCUGAAUGGUGGUGAUCUUCUUAGGAAAAACAUAAGUUGUCGUGCCCCACGUGGCAACUUCAGAACCGCGCUGCGUUGUGGAGCUCGAGAGGGCACAUUGUUCAUUUUUAAGUAGAAAAUCAAGGUUGUCUCUCAAAAUCAAAGAGUAUGUACUUAACUUCUUCCUUUAUUUCAACACUCUUAGGCAAGAUGGCGCAACACAUAACUCAAGUUACAAGCUCAGUUUGUCGGAAAGAAGUUACAAAUUCAAUUUUAUGGCAACCUACUACUCGCCAAA
This is a messenger RNA of Lolium rigidum, 1233 nucleotides long. RefSeq names its product psbP domain-containing protein 1, chloroplastic. The record is from RefSeq and is a predicted model, not a curated record. NCBI's taxonomy places the organism in Eukaryota, Viridiplantae, Streptophyta, Magnoliopsida, Poales, Poaceae. Gene Ontology annotation, cellular component: photosystem II oxygen evolving complex; photosystem II; extrinsic component of membrane. The coding region runs from base 1 to 840 and encodes 279 amino acids. Gene Ontology annotation, biological process: photosynthesis. The transcript is spliced from 3 exons. Gene Ontology annotation, molecular function: calcium ion binding.